Molecule: messenger RNA, 1630 nt
Organism: Biomphalaria glabrata
Lineage: Eukaryota; Metazoa; Mollusca; Gastropoda; Planorbidae
Product: 28 kDa heat- and acid-stable phosphoprotein-like
Exons: 6
Coding region: 142-735 (197 amino acids)
Cellular component (GO): cytosol
Molecular function (GO): RNA binding
Source: RefSeq, a predicted model, not a curated record
CAAAUAUUAAGAAACGAUAUUUAAUCAUUUUAUUAUUUCACGCGAACCGAUACGGAAGUAGAUCCACGGCUAGCACGUUAACUAUUUCAUCUUUCUUCGUUGUGAAAUAAUUUUAUUGAAAUUAACAGUGUUAGUCUAAAUAUGCCGAGAGGUGGCGGAUCAGGUGGCAGGGGAGGAAAGAAAAGUCAUAAAGGCCAGAGAAGACAUUUCACUGAUGAAGAUGAGCUGAGAGAGCAAGCACAAAAGGCAGAGAAAGAGAAAGCUUGGAGGCGUCAGCAAGGAAUUGAAAGUGAUGAGGAAGAAGAAGAAGAAGCCAAGGAUGGGGCAACAGGUGAGGCAGGUGCUAAAAAUAGAGAUAUGCCUCCGUCAGAGUCAUCAGAGUCGGAAAGUGAAAGUGAAGAUGAGGAGGGAAAGCCGAAAGGAGUUUCACAUUUAAUUGACAUUGAAAAUCCCAAUAGGGCUGCUGGUAAAAGUUCCAAAAAAGUUACAGAAUUAGGAGAAACAGGGGGCAGCAAUCUUUCCAGGAGAGAAAGAGAAGAACUUGAGAAAAUUGAAGCAAGAAGGCGUUAUCAAGCCCUCCAUUUAGCUGGUAAAACAGAAGAAGCCCAAUCAGAUUUAGCUAGGUUAGCUAUUAUUAGGAAACAGAGAGAAGAAGCAGCUAAAAAGAAAGAAGAGGAGAAAAAGUCCAAAGAAGCAGCAAAAGAAGUAGCAAAUAAGACAAAAGGAAAAUCUUGACCAUGAUGAAAUGGAAGUGUUAACAAAUAGUCUGCUCUUUUCAAUAAAGCUACAUAUGCAUGAUUUUUUAUGGCCAAAUUGGUAGUGUUUGUGAAUGUACACCUGUUACAUCGGCUUAAAACUUUUACUCACAGAUAUAAAAUGCUGUUUUGGUGUCAGUUAAUACCACUAAGUUGUAUUAAUUUUUUUUUUCAAGGUUACACAUUGCCUCAAUAUAUUUUUUUUUGUUUUAACCUAUGUUACACUUUACAAAUUGAUAGCUUUGAAAAAUAUGGUUAGGUGGCAGUGUUUGGUUAUGCUAUGCAUAUCCUGACUAAAUGUACUUGUAAUUUUUUUUUUAGUCAAAAUUUUGAAUGUUUCUCAAUUGUAAAAAGAAUAGUGUUGAUUUUGCUUUGAUUAUACAAAGGUAAUGAAAACUAAUUAUUUUAGUUUCAUAAUUUUUUCAUGUCUUCAGCAUAUUUUUUUUCUCUAUCUUGGGUAUGCAUUCCUUCUUUGGGUACUCAAAUGUAUGGGUAGUGGUAUUCUCACUCCAGAAAAAAAACAUUUUGGUAAUGCAAUUAGAGCAAUUCUUAAGAAUAAUGUAGAAGUAUAAGGCCUCCAAAAUUAGUUGUUUGUAGACUGGUGAAGAUAAAAAGUUUACUUACAGGGAAAGAAACAAGCAUUAUGAAAAAUGCUCUAGUGAAAAUAAGUAGAUAUUUAUGUUUUUGUUUUGAUUUUAUUUAAAUUAUCAUUUUAAGUUCUACAUUCUGAUUCAGGUGAUCCCUACAAAGGCAUUAUUUAACAGAUAAUUGAAAAUGUCAUAUUGAUUUCUCAAAAUACUUGUUCUUAAGAAUUACUAUUCAUUUAACUUAAAGUUUAAAGAAAUGCAAAAUAAAACUGAAGAUUGAAAACAAAA